GGGAAAACAAAGGAUCUUCCAUGGGCGAUCGCUGAGAAGAUCCGCAAGAACAAAAACAUCAAAUUCCUUGAAAUCAGGAAUCUUAUUCGAUAGUCUAUUUGAGCCCUUGAUCUGGUAAGCUCUGUCUGAUCUUCUAAAGUUUCGCUUUUUAACUUUUGGGGAAAUCAUCCACCUUUGUAUCAAGUUUCUGGCAAUUUCUUCUCUGUAGUUAGAAUCAUUCAAUAAGCCCUUUAAUCUCUUCGACGCAGCUAGUGUUGAAUUACAUCUGGGUUUUGUCUACUUUGUGUCAAAACCAUGCUUUUAUGUUUGAUUUUCGCGAAGUAUGAUUUAGGUUCGAUUUUAGUGAAAGAAAGACUUAACAGUUGUAGUUAACUGAAACUAUGCGAUAUCUGAUUACGUUGGUGUUAUGAUUUUAUUGGAAGGGUUUUGGAAAUGAUUCCACAUUGUAUUGUAGAUCUCAUUGACUUUUGGUUUUUGAUCUGUUUCUCAAUCCAGAUUCUUUAUACUUUAGUUUAACAAGUGACAAACUUUGAUCUUUGAUUGGUUCACCAACGUCUUUGAAGGUUUUUUAUUUGGUGAAAGUUUUGAAAUGGUGCUGGUAUUGGCAUUGGGGGAUCUCCAUGUACCCCAUAGAGCGGCUGAUCUACCUCCUAAGUUCAAAUCAAUGCUUGUUCCUGGGAAGAUUCAACACAUCAUCUGCACUGGAAAUCUCUGCAUCAAAGAAAUCCAUGACUACUUGAAGACUAUCUGCCCUGAUUUGCAUAUAGUUCGAGGGGAGUUUGACGAAGAUGCGCGAUACCCUGAGAAUAAAACCUUGACUAUUGGGCAAUUCAAGCUGGGAUUGUGUCAUGGCCACCAGGUGAUCCCAUGGGGUGAUCUAGACUCACUCGCCAUGCUUCAGAGACAACUGGGCGUCGACAUUCUCGUAACAGGCCAUACCCACCAGUUCACAGCGUACAAACACGAGGGAGGAGUGGUGAUAAACCCGGGCUCUGCAACCGGAGCUUACAGCAGCAUAAACCAAGACGUUAACCCAAGCUUUGUCCUUAUGGACAUCGAUGGUUUCCGAGCUGUAGUCUAUGUCUAUGAGCUAAUCGAUGGAGAAGUUAAAGUCGACAAGAUCGAGUUCAAGAAGCCCCCUACUACCAGCUCUGGUCCGUAGUUCCUUAAAAAAAAACUUAAACCGUUUUAUGUUUUCGUCUGAAAUCACUCCUAAACAUUUAGAACUUUCUUGUGAAAAAUAAUAUUUUUAACAAUUUGCAAAACGAACCAUUGAGAAUAAACAACUU
This is a messenger RNA of Arabidopsis thaliana (thale cress), 1289 nucleotides long. RefSeq names its product Calcineurin-like metallo-phosphoesterase superfamily protein (gene MAG1). The transcript has 3 exons. The record is from RefSeq and is marked reviewed. NCBI's taxonomy places the organism in Eukaryota, Viridiplantae, Streptophyta, Magnoliopsida, Brassicales, Brassicaceae. Gene Ontology annotation, biological process: retrograde transport, endosome to Golgi. Gene Ontology annotation, cellular component: cytoplasmic vesicle; retromer complex; cytoplasm. Bases 590 to 1162 code for a protein of 190 amino acids.